UAGUAAUUGCUUUGGAAAAACAGAAAACACUAUCGACUGCUUUAUGGCAAGUUUCACCCAAAACUCUCAGGAUUUCUGAUCCAUUUUGGUUGCUUUGAAAAUACUAGUCUCCAUCUAUUGCAACUAUUUCAAGUGUUUUUCGAGGGAAACAAACAGUUUACGAUAACUUGUAUAUGUGGAUGAGAAGCUUCCGACGGAGAUUUGAAUGUUGAGAUUGUGAAAAUUUGGAAUGCAGCCGUCUUCGAUGACAAAGAGACCUUUUCGUGCUUCUACUUUGGCACCUUUCGAUGCUGAGUCUUUUGAAGUUUCUUGUGAACCAAAGCAGUUGUCUUUGACUUUUGAGUUCGACCCUAAGCAACCAAGUUUCGAAACACAGUUUGUCUAUUCUCCACAGACCAAGUCUAAACUUUAUGCUUGUUACAACUUUGAGAAGGAACGUUUUCGAUAUUUGGGUGUGGAUCAACGGUUUCGAGCAUUCGAUAAGGACAACUCUAUCCGUCUAUCGUAUUUCCUACCCAGAAACUCAUUGAGUGCAAGUUAUCACAUACAAGCUGAUGAGAAGAACAAAGUAUCCGCACACAUUUGGUUCCACGAUGUAUCAAAUCGUGGUUUAGGAAAACGAGAGGAACGGUUGGAACUACAAAGCAACUUGGAAGGUAACGACUUGUUUCGAAUCCGUUAUGACGUUCAAAAGAAGGUGACCAAUCUGAAACUGACGCAUGAACUCAACUCUCGUGUGCUGUUAGAAGGAGAAUAUUCUUAUUUUUCGAAGGAUUCUCAAGCUGCUGCCGUGUCUGUUAUUAAGCAGAUGGACAAAGACAACGUGCUAAAGGCAGGUGCAGAUUGGCGUAACCGGAAAUAUUUAUUAGAGUGGACUAGUCUUACUGGAGAUGGUCCUUGGGUAGUUAAGAGUGCCUUGGGCUUUCAACAGUCACUGCGAGACUUUGAUAUUCAGUUGAAACGUAAAGUUUCCUUUCAACUUUGAAAUCUCACAAUAAAUCUUUGAAGAUUGUCUGUUGUGUGAUAAGAAAAUGGUUUUGAUGGGUUUUCAGUUCUCGUUACUGGGAAUGAGUCGGACUUGUUUGAUGAGUUUAAACCAGGUGGGAUAUCAUCAGCAGAUUUGUUUACACACUA
This is a messenger RNA of Galdieria sulphuraria, 1134 nucleotides long. RefSeq lists its product as uncharacterized. The transcript has 2 exons. Lineage: Eukaryota; Rhodophyta; Bangiophyceae; Galdieriales; Galdieriaceae. The record is from RefSeq and is a predicted model, not a curated record. The coding region runs from base 230 to 985 and encodes 251 amino acids.